This is a messenger RNA of Nasonia vitripennis (jewel wasp), 3782 nucleotides long. Its product is annotated as cilia- and flagella-associated protein 45-like. Bases 1709 to 3280 code for a protein of 523 amino acids. The transcript has 6 exons. The record is from RefSeq and is a predicted model, not a curated record. Lineage: Eukaryota; Metazoa; Arthropoda; Insecta; Hymenoptera; Pteromalidae.
ACAGCGGCUGAAAUGAAAUAUUGAAUUAUCUGUACGACUGGCUUUUUUAAAUUCGCGUCAAUUCGUAAUGCGACGCGCGCAUCGAUUGGCCUCGAACGAGACUGUAAUGAGGUGAAGAGUUCACGCGCGGAUUUAUCUCCUACUCGAGUCCGUUCCAGCAAUUAGCCCAAAUCCUGCACGGAAAAUAAAAAUUAAAAAAAAAACGAAGGCGAGAGUUUUCGUGUUUACGCGUGUACUAUACGUAUCGGCCUAUAGCAGUGAAACGCCAAUAUCACGCGGCCACGUAGCAGCCCUGCGGAUGGAGGGUGCAAGCAUAUCGGGACGAAGGUAUAUCGUCGAUCGCGGCACCUCUCGCCUAAUGCCAUGUCAUUUACCUGUCUCUACUCUCUUUCGUUUCCGCCGCGCGCGCGCGCGCGAGAGAGAGAGAGAGAGAUACAUACUCGCGCGAGCUAGGGAUAUAAUGCUUUCUCAAUUACGUUUUGAUCGCCGUUUCCGGAGAAUAGUGCUGGUCGUCUACUGCCUUUAUCGGAUAGGUGUGUUGUUGGAUCUCUCUUUGUUCUUUCUUGCGUCACUGCUGCUGCUGCUGCUGCUGCUGCUGCUGUUGAGGGCUUAGAAAAGAACGAGAAAUGUUAUGAAAGAUUCUUGGAUUUUAUUGAACGGUCGGAUAUUUACAAAAAUUACAGUGCACAGUCGCUUCUCGAUGAGGCAUGUACUUAUUGCGUUUAUGGUUCGCAACGAAAUUCGUCACGCUUGUGGAAAUCAUAUUGUAUAUGUUUGUAGGCAAAAGCGGAGAAAAUACGCGAUUUUACGAAUUUGUAGAGACAGAAUCAAAGAGCAGGCUAACGAGAUAUAGGAAGCCCAUUCUCCUUUUAGCCGACAACUCAAAAGCACGGACUUUUUGCGGCGCUUAUAACUCGGCAAAAGUAACUUCUGCGCGAAUCCUGUUUACGACGGCGAGCAACUUUUUAUUAGACGUAAAAGCUUUUGUUUUCCCGCCGCGAAUCAUAAGAUAAUAGCCCGCUCGGACAAUAACAGCGGAUACGUUCGGUUAUCUCGUUCGGAAAACAUCUCUCAUAGCUAAAGCGGAAGAGCGCAGUUUCGCGAUUCAAUUAAGAUUAAAAUAGGGAAAUACCCUCAUUAAGCUGGCAUCUUUGAAAAAUAAAAAAGAAUCACAGCCGUCCAGCUCGACGGGCGAUCGAUGCUGCUGCUGCUGCUGCUGCAUGGCAAAGUCUCGUUGCCCGAUUUGUAUCGAACAAACAGGCGAUAAAGGGGAGGCGAUACUCCGUGUCUGCUUACGUUCCCUUUAGCGUGUAGAGCCAGUUGACAGUCGACGGAGGCUCGGAUCAUCCCUGGAAUGGCAUAUCUCUCCGUCUUGAGAUCCUCUGAAAUUUCGAUUCGGUUAGAUUGUUAUUAUCGCGUGCAAUAUCAUGCGGUCGAGCGCCAAAGUGCGCUCGUCCUUCUAGAGCAUAACACACAGGCGAUGGAUCGCGCUGGAGGUGCAGUCUCUGUUUGACGGGGCAUUCCGAGAGCUAAUGGAUCGGUGAGCCGGAUUUGUUUGGACAGGAAUUUUCGAGGUUAGUCGAGCGAUGGGGGGAAUCUCGGUUGAGCAACGCUUCCAAACGCACACGACGAGCGUGAAAACGAAUCGCAGUUUGCAGUGGGCAUAUUAAAUAUUGGCUGUGAGAGGACUUUGGCGAAAAAGAUCGAAAUGAAGUCGGCCUCGCGGAUGAGCGCGAGGGCGACGGAGGGAAAGUCGAGGGUUUCCAGCAGCCGAUCGAACAAAUUCCCACCGGGCGAGUACGGCAUUCACACGGCCAGGGAGUGCGAUCAGCUGCUCAAGAACAGGGCCAUUCAUCCGAAGGAGGUCACGCGAGUACCGGAAAAGGAGGGUUACCGAAAGCUCCUGGUCCCGUCGAAGGAGCCCACGGUGCACCCGAAAAUCAUCACGAGUUCGGAACUCUCGAGUCUCGUGGAGCGCAGCCACAUCCCCACGAAGGAGGAGAGGGAGGCGGCCCUCGCCGCUGCUGAACGCGAGAAGGAGCGCUUAUUGCGGGAGAGCAUGGCGCGCAAGGAGGCGAUCCGGCAGAUGGACCUGCGCCGCAGUCGCGAGAAGCAGGGCCGGAUGAGCGACGUCGAGGAGGAGUCGCGUCAGCGGACGCUGCACCUGCUGCAGCGCGCCCGGGACCUCAAGCUCGAGCAGGAGGAGGAGGUCAAGAGGUGCAACAAGCUCAUCCUCGAGACCAAGUGUCGAGCCGUCCGCGACGCCCAGAUAGCCGAGAAGAAGCUCCUCGAGCGCCAGUACGCCGCCGAGGAGCAGCGCAUAAACAAGCUCGUGGAGGAAGAGCGCAUCCGAGCAUUGCGCCUCGAGGAGGAGAAGGAGCGCGAGCGCGCUUCCCGCCAGCAGAACUUCGCUCAACUGCUGAAGGAGCAGAUCUUGGAGAACGAAGAGGAGCGCCUGCUCGAGCAGGAGCGCAAGCGCGAGGAGAGCCGGCUGCUGAACCUCAACAGCCUGGCGCAGCAGGAGGCCGAGUUGGCCAGGAUGAAGGAGAAGGAGGCGGAGCACGAGAAGGCCAGGAGGGAGUUCAUCGAGAGCAACGAGCAGCUCAAGCACUUCAAGCAGAUGGAGAAGGAGGAGAGCAAGAUCAUGGAGAUGAGGAUACAAGAGUUCCACCGGGAGAAGGCGGAGCGAGCGGCCAAGGCUGCCGAGGAGAUACGCCAGGAGAAUCUCCGCAGGGAGCGCGAGAAGGACCGCCUGGCCGAGCAAGCUCUGCAAGCUCGCCAGCUCCAGGCCCAGAUAGACGAGCUGAAUGCCACGCGAAUACAGGAGGAGGUCAGUCGCGAGUGGAGGAGGAGGGAAAAGGCGGAGGCGAUGAAGCGCUUGGAAAACCAGAGGAAACUGCGCAGCGUCAGGGACCAGCAGAUCAACAGCAAGAUGCAGAUGCAGGCCAUGGAGAUCGAGCGCGAGAAGAAGGAGUUCGACAAGAUCCUCGCGUUGCAGAAAGAGGCGCUCUGCAGAGAGGAGAAGGAGAGGGAGAAAAAGCGCAGACAGGCCCUCGUGCACAGGAGCGAAAUUUUGAAGCAGGUGAACGAGAAGGAGAAAGACAAGAUAGUCUCGCGACAGAGGAUGUUCGAGGAGGGCGUCGCCAUCAAAGCCGAGACCGACCAGCGCAAGCGACAAUUGCGCGAGGCCAUGGAGCGCAAGUGCCAGGAGAUGAGGGAGAACAAGGUGCCGGACAUGUACAUAAACGAAGUCAAACGCAUGAUCGAGAAUAGCAAAUAAAGAUCGUAACGGAAACGAACUGCCUGAACCUGUGAUCGUUUGGUCCAUCACUUCCACAACAUAACGACGCUUGGGUCCCGCUCGACGAUCUCCUCGAUCUGAGCCGCGGACUGGCCGGUGCUGCAGCAGAUCUCGUCGAGGCUGAACGAGCCGGUGAAGUACUUGUAUAUAGGAUUGCUGCGGCCCUCGUCGCUCGAGCCACCCGGCAAAAGGAUAGGAUACUAGAAAAUUCAAAUUUUUCAUAAUCGUUAUUUUUGCUCAAGCAUUUUGAAAGACUUGCUGCUCUGAAUGUCGUACCUUGUAUACCCUACGAAUGAGUCCCUCGAUCAGUCCAAACUGCACAAGCCUCCUUUCAUUGAUCCUCAGAUUCUGGGGGCUGAGCCUCUGGCACAGAUCCCUCAUACUGCUUCCGUAAGUCAUGCUUGCAUACAUUCUGUAGAUGUCCCUCAGGUAGGCUGGUUGUCUAGCUGAUGAAUCAAUAAAGCUCUCGUUGGAUACCUUA